AUGUCGAACAAGACCGCGAAGGAACGUCUUGACCAGGUCAAUUCGCAUCUUGCGACAGGAACACCAAAGAACCAGUCAAGAAAGCGAGGCAGCAGAAGCGCAAGUGCUCUACCGUCAGACUACUCGGAUGUUCUUGGUCAGAUUGCAACACUCCAGGGAAUCGCAGCGACACCUGAUACCAGUAAUCGAGGUUAUGUGCGACAAAAGAAAGCCGGUAAGCUCUGGGUACAGGAGAGAAUACAACAACUCCUCGAUCCUGGGAGCUUUCGGUCUGUGGGGAGUGUAUCUGGUACUGUCAAGUGGAAGCAAAUUGGCGAUACAAACGAAGAACCAAUCGGUUUCGUACCAUCCAACAAUGUUCAGGGAUUCGGAAGAUUACGAGGUCGCAAGAUCAUCCUAACAGCAGACGACUUCUCGAUUAGAGCCGGCCACGCUGAUGGUGCUUCGACCGAGAAGACAGUCUAUAUGGAAAAGCUCGCCAUCGCUUUGAAGCUGCCGAUUGUGAAAUUGGUCGACGGUUCUUCAGGCGGUGGAUCUGUCACAACAAUUCGCUCAUGGGAGUACUCUUACAUACCGCCACUGCCCUCUUUCCAACAUGUUGUCGAACAGCUCAAUCUCGGCAUUCCAAACCUCGGCGCAGUUGUCGGUCCAGCCAUUGGGCUGGGCGCUGCUCGUGUUGUGGCAUGUCAUUUCUCCGUCAUGGCCGGCGACAUUGGCUCUUUGUUCAACGCCGGACCGGAUGUCGUCAAGAAUGCAAGUUUCGAAGAGGAUCUUUCACCUGCAGAUCUAGGUGGCCCAGCAGUACACUGUACGAACGGCACCAUCGACAAUCUCGCAGCCGACGAAGCUGGAUGUUUCGAGCAGUUGCGCACAGUUCUGAGCUAUCUCCCAAACUGCGGGACCAUGCUACCUCCAGUCAUUCAAUCAUCGGAUCCCACGGACCGCAAGUCUGAGGUGCUUCGAUCAAUCAUUCCCCGUGCAAAGAAUCGCAUGUACAACGCUCGCAAGAUCAUCACCGAAGUUGUCGAUCAAGGCUCUUUCUUCGAGAUUGGUCCACUCUGGGGCAGAACAGCGAUUGUUGGUCUGGCUCGACUCGGAGGCAAGCCCGUUGGCAUUGUAUCGCUGAAUUGCGAGGUCAAUGCCGGUGCACUCGAUGCUCUGGGCUCCCAGAAGAUCGCACGGAUGCUCAAGUUCUUGGACAUCUUCAACAUUCCCCUUGUCCAAUUUGUGGACAUACCCGGAUAUGCUAUCGGAACAGUUGCUGAGCGUAAUGCGACAAUGCGACAUGGCAUCUCACUAGCCACAGCUUAUUACAGCACGACCAUGCCCGUCUUCAGUGUCAUCACAAGACGCGUCUAUGGCGUAGCAGGUGGUUUAAUGCUUGACUGUCGAGACCCCCGCAUGCGAGUUGCAUGGCCUUCUGGUCAGUGGGGAUCACUACCACUUGAAGGCGGCAUUGAAGUCGGUCAUUCUUUCGAACUUCGGGAGAUCGAGCGUCAACAUGGCAAGCAAAAGCGAGAUGAAAGAUACGCAGAGCUUGAGAACGAGUACAAACGAUUGAUGAAUCCCAUCCGCACCGCCAAUCACUUUGGCGUAGAGGAGAUCAUUGAUCCGGCUCACACGAGAGAACUGUGCUGUGAGUGGGUUGGUCAUGUAUAUGAGACGCUCUUGCCGCAACGAAUCUUGGAGAGGAUCUCUGGCAAACUCCAGCCAAGGUUCACAUGA
This is a messenger RNA of Aureobasidium pullulans EXF-150, 1725 nucleotides long. RefSeq names its product ClpP/crotonase. Gene Ontology annotation, molecular function: propionyl-CoA carboxylase activity. The transcript has 2 exons. The coding region runs from base 1 to 1725 and encodes 574 amino acids. Lineage: Eukaryota; Fungi; Ascomycota; Dothideomycetes; Dothideales; Saccotheciaceae. The record is from RefSeq and is a predicted model, not a curated record.